AUGCCGCCUGAGAAUAGCGACGAGAUCUCCCCGGUGAGACCUGAGUCUCACACCACGAGCUCUAAUGCGGUCGAGUUCUUGGCCCAUCGCGCGGCGGAGGAAGUCGACUUCAGCCCCGAGGAGGAGAAGAAGGUGCUACGGCGGAUCGACAAACGCGUCUUGGUUCUCAUCUUGUGGGCAUAUUUCUUCCAGCAACUGGAUAAGAGCUCGCUGAGCUACGUGUCCAUCUUCGGCCUGUCAAAAGAUGCGCACUUGCACGGCCGACAAUACUCAUGGCUGGGGUCGAUCCUGUACCUCGCAGAGCUAGUCAUGCAGCCGGUGGCGGCGCUGAUCCUAGUCAAACUGCCAACAGGCAAGGUGCUCGGCGGAGCGAUUUUCCUCUGGGGGACGUCGCUCUCAAUUAUGGCAGCGUGCACCGACUUCCCGUCGCUGCUGGGGCUGCGGUUCACGCUAGGAGCCUUCGAGGCGUUCAUCGCGCCCGCCUGCGUGGCCAUCACGCAGAUGUGGUGGCGGCGCAGCGAGCAGACGAUGCGAACCAGCUACUGGAACGCGAUGAACGGUGUCACCUCCAUCGUGGGCAGUCUGGUGACCUACGGGCUCGGCCACGUUCAUCACAGCACCCUCUACCGCUACCAGACCAUCUUCCUGUUCUGCGGACUGCUGACGGUCGCGUACUCGGGUCUGGUGCUGUGGCUGAUGCCCGACUCGCCGAUGGAGGCCAAGUAUCUGACGACGCGCGAGCGCGUCAUCGCCACCGAGCGCUUGCGUGCAAACCAGAUGGGCAUCGCCACGCGACAGUGGCGCUGGGACCACGUGCGCGAGACGGCCCUGGAUCUGAAGACUUGGUGCUGGUUCGUCGCUAUCAUCACGAUCUCAAUCGCCAGCGGCGGCAUCAGCACCUUCGGGUCUCUGAUCGUCAGCUCCUUCGGCUUCGGCAGCUUCGCCACCAUCCUCUUCAAUAUCCCCUUCGGCGUCAUCCAGGUGCUCGCCAUUCUCGGGACGGGGUGGCUGGCCACGCGCAUCCGGUCGAAGGGGUGGACGAUCGCGGGCGUCAGCGUCCUGCCCACGAUCGGAACGAUUCUCAUGCUCACCGUCCCCAGGGAGCAGAAGGGCGUGCUGCUGUUUGGGUACUAUCUGGUCUCCACCCUGGCAGCCAUCACCCCGCUGAUCUACGCCUGGCAAGCCCAGAACACCGCCGGCGACACCAAGAAGAAGUGCACCUCGGGCGUCGUCUUCGUGGGUAUGUGCGCCGGCAACGUCAUCGGGCCGCUGCUCUAUUCCACCGCCGACGCGCCCCGCUAUCGGCCCGGUCUGAUCGCGAACCUGGUAAUGUUUAUCAGCGUCGGGGUUGUUUCUGCACUCAUCCCAUUCUACCUGAUGUUCCUGAACCGCCAGCACGCGAAGAAGCGGCGAGAGCUGGGCAAGGGCGACCCGGGCUCAGAGGAGCGGGAGGAAGGCGACACGCAGCUGAAGGGGGACGCGGUGCAGCUCGAGCAGGUACGGGAUUACCGGCAGGCGAUCCAGGAGGAUAAUGGGUUGCAUGAUGUCACGGAUCUCCGGAAUGAGGAUUUUGUGUAUGUGUACUAG
Molecule: messenger RNA, 1587 nt
Organism: Aspergillus homomorphus CBS 101889
Lineage: Eukaryota; Fungi; Ascomycota; Eurotiomycetes; Eurotiales; Aspergillaceae
Product: putative MFS transporter
Exons: 5
Coding region: 1-1587 (528 amino acids)
Biological process (GO): transmembrane transport
Cellular component (GO): membrane
Molecular function (GO): transmembrane transporter activity
Source: RefSeq, a predicted model, not a curated record